CCCGGUGGGGGAGACGCCACCGGCAGAGUCUAGCGGACGCCUCCCCCUCAUUCCCACGAGAUCCGACUCCGACCGAAACCCCCGUCGCCGGCCACCGUCUCGGCAGCCGGCUCCGCACCCGGACGCCGGCGGCGCGAGAGGAAUACGGGGAGCGAUGGGGUGGGGCACGGUGGUCUACGAGGGCGCGGUGGUGGGCUCGUCGCUGGUGGGGCUGGGCUGGGCGGGGCUGUGGUUCCUGAACCGGCGGCUGUACAAGGAGUACGAGGAGCGGCGGGUGCUGGUGCAGAUCCUCUUCGGCCUCGUCUUCGCCUUCUCCUGCAACCUCUUCCAGCUCGUCCUCUUCGAGAUCCUCCCCGUCCUCUCCAAGCACGCGCGCUUCCUCAACUGGCACCUCGACCUCUUCUGCCUCAUCCUCCUCCUCGUCUUCGUCCUCCCCUACUACCACUGCUACCUGCUGCUCCGCAACUCAGGGGUGAGGAGGGAGCGGGCGUGGCUCGUCGCGGCGCUCUUUCUGCUGAUAUUCCUCUACGGGUUCUGGCGCAUGGGGAUUCACUUCCCCAUGCCUUCACCUGAGAAAGGGUUUUUUACGAUGCCACAGCUGGUCAGUAGGAUUGGUGUGAUAGGAGUAUCUGUCAUGGCUGUUCUUUCUGGUUUUGGCGCCGUCAAUUUACCAUACAGUUAUCUGUCACUGUUCAUCAGAGAAAUUGAUGAAACGGACAUCAAAACUUUGGAACGGCAGCUGAUGCAAUCCAUGGAGACAUGUAUUGCUAAGAAAAAGAAAAUUAUUUUGUCCCAAAUGGAGAUGGAGAGGAUUCAAGGAUCAGAGGAGAAGCUAAAGGCCAGAUCAUUUCUGAAGCGUAUAGUGGGAACAGUUGUUCGAUCUGUCCAGGAAGAUCAAACUGAGCAGGGUAUACUUGUAUCCUUGUUUCCUUCUUCUGUUGCUUUAUGUGUUUCUUUGAAGGUGAUAAGCGUUAAUUCCCGGAUCAAUCUUGUAGAUAUAAAAAACUUAGAAGCAGAAGUUCAGGCACUGGAAGAGCUUUCCAAACAGCUGUUCCUUGAGGUAUAUGAACUACGUCAAGCUAAGAUAGCUGCUGCUUAUUCUCGAACAUGGAGAGGACAUCUUCAGAAUCUACUUGGAUAUGCUUUGUCAGUGUAUUGUGUUUAUAAGAUGCUUAAGUCCUUGCAGAGUGUAGUCUUUAAGGAGUCAGGCUCUGUUGAUCCUGUAACAAUGACAAUAACGAUUUUCCUGAGGCAUUUUGAUAUUGGCAUUGAUGUUGCACUUUUAUCACAGUAUAUAUCUUUGAUGUUCAUCGGAAUGUUGGUUGUCAUAUCUGUUCGGGGUUUCUUGGCAAAUGUUAUGAAGUUCUUCUUUGCUGUUUCUAGGGUUGGGAGUGGCUCGACAACCAAUGUUGUUCUUUUCCUAUCAGAGAUCAUGGGCAUGUACUUCAUAUCUUCCAUUCUUCUUAUAAGAAAAAGCCUGGCAAAUGAAUAUAGGAUGAUCAUUACUGAUGUUUUGGGUGGUGAUAUCCAAUUUGACUUCUACCACCGCUGGUUUGAUGCUAUAUUUGUGGCAAGUGCAUUCCUGUCCUUGCUUCUUAUUUCAGCCCAAUACACCACCAGGCAAACAGACAAGCAUCCGAUUGAUUGAUGCAUAUGUCCCACUUGUGUGCAUAGUCUUUUAACCACUAUUUAUCUGAGGUUGACCCAUUUUUGUACCACAGUUUCCAAAGGCACUGUUUCUCCCCCAGACCUCCAUACACAGUUACAGAACAUAAUACAUCAGUUAACUUGAAUGGAUCUCUUUAUUUCAUAAUAUGUCUCCCAGCAGCAUGAUUCAUGGUAAAUUGUUCCUCCGCAUGGAAGUUGUCUGCCAACCCUGCACGUCUAUAGCAAUCACCCGACUCAUGUGUGGUGAUGCUGUAAUGGAUUCCGUUGUACUGUUGUCAGACAACGGAGGAAGCCCAUAUUAGGAAUGGAGUAUGACUUUGUAAAAUAGCUUGAGACUAGUGUGCUAGCAUUGUAUGGGUUUGAUGUAUCUUGAGGAUUCUUUUGGCUGUUAUCUGUAACAUUUGACACAACUUUGAAAUGUAGAUCUAUUAUUCAUUUGAUCACUUUUUUCU
This is a messenger RNA of Panicum hallii, 2120 nucleotides long. Its product is annotated as GPCR-type G protein COLD1. Gene Ontology annotation, cellular component: membrane. Gene Ontology annotation, biological process: response to abscisic acid. The record is from RefSeq and is a predicted model, not a curated record. The coding region runs from base 155 to 1648 and encodes 497 amino acids. Gene Ontology annotation, molecular function: abscisic acid binding. The transcript is spliced from 12 exons. NCBI's taxonomy places the organism in Eukaryota, Viridiplantae, Streptophyta, Magnoliopsida, Poales, Poaceae.